AUGUCGUUGAAGGCAAUCUCAGCCAAAGAUGCCGCGUCACUUGACAAAGACCUCAUGGAGACUGGUGGCUGGUCUCUAGACCAGUUAAUGGAGCUAGCGGGCCUCUCUGUCUCUCAAGCCGUCUGGAAGAUCCAUCCCCCUAGUGCAGGCAAGAAUAUUCUAGUUGUCUGUGGACCAGGCAAUAAUGGGGGAGAUGGCCUUGUAGCUGCUCGGCACCUAGUCCACUUUGGCUAUACACCAUCGAUUUACUACCCAAAACAAGGCAAAAACGAGCUCUACCAACGCCUCAAAACCCAACUCCAAAACCUCUCAGUCCCCUUCAUAGACGAUUUCCAACCAGCCCUAAAGACGACAGACUUCCUUGUUGAUGCAAUCUUCGGCUUCUCCUUCGGUGGGCCACUGCGUGAUCCCUUCGGUGACAUCGUCUCGCAAAUCGAAGCUGCCAACGUUCAGGUGUUGAGUGUUGAUGCGCCCAGCUCGUGGGAUAUCCAGAGCGGACCACCAAAAGAAGGACCCGGUGCGAAGUUCAUGCCGCAUGCGCUGGUCAGUCUAUCUGCGCCUAAGCCAUGUGUGGCGUUUUAUCGGGGCAGGCAUUUUAUUGGCGGUAGGUUCUUAACGAAGGACCUAACUGAAAAGUAUGGGCUUGAUUUGCCCAAGUAUCAGGGUGUUGAUCAGGUUUUGGAGAUUGGGGUUGAUGCGGAGGGGAGAUUGUAA
Messenger RNA from Penicillium digitatum Pd1, 714 nucleotides. Its product is annotated as NADHX epimerase. Gene Ontology annotation, cellular component: mitochondrion. Gene Ontology annotation, molecular function: NAD(P)HX epimerase activity. The record is from RefSeq and is a predicted model, not a curated record. NCBI's taxonomy places the organism in Eukaryota, Fungi, Ascomycota, Eurotiomycetes, Eurotiales, Aspergillaceae.